AUGAAGGAUGGUUUGUUUAGCGAUUCGUUGGUCACUUGGAAAUGGGUACGUUCUGCGCGACCGGAAACCGAAAUUUGGGCUUGCAGCAGCGCCGAAGUACUUGUCGAUCCAUUGACAACAUACAAAGGCCGGAAACCUGCGAAAAUUUCAAGAAAUGAACAUGAACAACCGUCGGUAAUUCCGGAAUUCGCCGAUCCAUUGGGUGCCACAGCGGAAGAGCGAAAGAAGGCUGGUGCUGUUAUUUUCGAUGACGUACCUUCGUUUCUCACCAAAAAGCGAGAAGAGCCAAAAUUAACGAAUACAUUAGUGAGCAAAGAGACAGGCGAAACUAUUACAACUACUGAAAAGGUACUAUAA
This is a messenger RNA of Gongylonema pulchrum, 357 nucleotides long. Lineage: Eukaryota; Metazoa; Nematoda; Chromadorea; Rhabditida; Gongylonematidae. The record is from the annotation of a GenBank genome assembly.